AUGGACCCGUACCGCGACGAUCCGCACGCGACGACGCCGGUGCGGUACCCAACGACGUCGUAUCACGCGGUAUCGUACGGGCAACCCGCGCCGAGCGCGAUCGCGGGAGCGUACGAUGGGCAAGGCGGAGGUAACGCGCCGAGAGACGGCGGUAGGCGAGACGCGGGACGCGCGAGCGAAGUCUCCGGAGCGCCGAGCGGGAACGCGAGGUAUCGAGCGAUGUCGCUGCCGACGGGAGAUGGCGAUGAUAUCGAAGACGUCGUCGUUCAGGUCGGUCUGGAUGGGGUGAAGACGUUCGCGGUGGGGGACCAAACGGUUGCAAGACGAGCGUUCGACUUGCCAAAUGUGUCCGCGUGGUCGCUCAAGGAUCCCACGAUUCUCACCGUUCAUGUGAAAGAUGGCGGCGGAGAGGUAGUGUUGUCGCUCAGUGCGGAUGUGGAGACGAUCUCGGCCAUGGUGGACGUCCUGACGACGUCGGCGUUUCAAUGGUGCGAGCUCAACGGAUUGGACGCGAUGGAUACUAUCGUGUCCACGGGAACCGAGUGGAAGAACCUCAGGGCAGGCACGACGAACGGCGGGAUGGCCGCAAUGUCGCCUUUGUCGUCCGUAUCCGUCGUGGGUAUUCAGUUCUGGGAUUCUCCCGAGUAUUCCGGUUGGCUUACAAAGCAAGGGGAGAUGUUGAAGACGUGGCGCAAGCGUUGGUUCGUGUUGAAGGAUGGGUAUCUGGUAUGGUACAAGACAAACAUCGUGGACGCUCGCGCGGUCACGCGAGGACAGAUUCCUUUGAGCACGAUAGACAAUGUCUCUAUCGCCUCAGAAGCUGCCGCCGGAAGACGUUUCGCGAUUCUUGUCGACGGGGCGCUUCCUGCGAAACUUGGCACUCGAUAUCUUGUCGCCGAUUCCGAGCGCGAACGCACGCAGUGGAUCGAGGCGCUCCAAAAGGGCAUGCGUGAACGAAGCACGGUGCUCUCUACUGGAUCCUCGCCCGCGGCGGAGCUAUUGCGCCAGGGAUACGCGCAGGUGACGACGCCGACGCCUGCGCAUCACUCGCCCGCGCCGGUACCAACUCCCGCUCAGCAGUUCGCAGAACCGUCAAACAUUCAGAUUGAAUUCCAGGGCUACGCCUCCGCCACGCCCGCCGCGCCCAAGGCACAGUCACAAACGCCCUCAUCGGGGGCAUCGUACGUCACUUUACCGCCACUGCCCUUUGCUCACCCGUCUUCCGCCGCCGGCUCUGCGAGCUUCGCCGCUCCACCGGCUGCUCCGGUUUCGAGUGACUACAGCUAUCCGACAUCUUCCUACUCCCAAUCCCAAGUGGACGAUUGGACGACUUAUCACACCCCAGAAGGAAAGCCGUACUACUACAACUCGAAAACCGGCGAAACGUCCUGGGAACGUCCGAGAAGCUAG
Messenger RNA from Ostreococcus tauri, 1410 nucleotides. RefSeq names its product Pleckstrin homology-like domain. The coding region runs from base 1 to 1410 and encodes 469 amino acids. Gene Ontology annotation, molecular function: protein binding. The transcript has a single exon. The record is from RefSeq and is a predicted model, not a curated record. Lineage: Eukaryota; Viridiplantae; Chlorophyta; Mamiellophyceae; Mamiellales; Bathycoccaceae.